Ziziphus jujuba (common jujube) is the source of this 4104-nucleotide messenger RNA. RefSeq names its product acetylserotonin O-methyltransferase-like. The record is from RefSeq and is a predicted model, not a curated record. Gene Ontology annotation, biological process: methylation. The coding region runs from base 281 to 1357 and encodes 358 amino acids. Lineage: Eukaryota; Viridiplantae; Streptophyta; Magnoliopsida; Rosales; Rhamnaceae. Gene Ontology annotation, molecular function: S-adenosylmethionine-dependent methyltransferase activity; protein dimerization activity; O-methyltransferase activity. The transcript is spliced from 5 exons.
AAAGAAAAAAAUAAAAAGUAAAGAGAGAGAUGCUCUGCUAAUAACCUUGACAUGUGCAAAAAGGAAUCUUAACAUGCCCACCAACAAUUCAUUUUUUGUCCGUACUAUUUUAUUAACAACUCAUACACUGUAUGUUUUGGGUUUUUAAUCAAGAUUAAAUCCCAGGCGUUGCAGCAAUCCAAGGGUCAUAAUGUGACAAUCUGUAUGCAAAAUAUAAAUUUAUUGAGAGAGAUCAUCUAGCUCAAACAGAAAUCAGAAACAGUAAUGCUCCACAAGAGAAAUGGAAAGAGAGCUGAAAGGGGUAGGUGAAGAAGUGUUAGAUCAUGAGCAAGCCAAAAAAGAAAUCUGGAAAUACAUACUGGGAUUUGCAGAAAUGGCAGUGGUGAAAUGUGCCGUGGAGCUUAAGAUAGCCGACGCCAUUGAAUCACAUGGAAACCCCAUGACACUCCCGGAGUUAGCAUCCACACUAGGCUGCUCUGCUUCCCACCUUCACCGCAUCAUGAGGUUCUUAGUCCACCGGGGCAUAUUCAAAGAGACAGCAACAAAUAUAGUCCAAUCUUCUCCAACCUACUCACAAACCCCUCUUUCCCGGCUGCUCAUGAGAUCCGGACAACACAGCAUGGGUUCCUUCAUCUUGCUCGAGAGCUUGCCACCAAUGCUGGCUCCAUGGCAUGGCUUGAGCAGCCGAGUACAGGGUGGAGACUCAUCAGCAUUUGAGGCUGCAAAUGGCGAGGACUAUUGGAGCUAUGCAGCAGCCAAUCCCGCUGUCAACCAGCUUAUCAAUGAUGCAAUGGCUUGCAAUGCAAGGCUGAAUGUGGAUGCCAUCGUUGAUAAGUGCAAGGACUUAUUCCAAGGGGUUGAGACUGUGGUGGAUGUGGGAGGAGGAAAUGGGACUACUAUGGGUAUGCUGAUCAAGGCUUUUCCAUGGAUUCGAGGAAUAAACUUUGAUCUUCCUCAUGUUAUAAAUGAUGCAAAGGAAUUUGAAGGUGUUGAGAAUGUUGGAGGUGACAUGUUUGAUUCUGUUCCUAAGGCUGAUGUUGUUUUUAUCAUGUCUGUUCUUCAUGACUGGGGAGAUGAAGAGUGUAUCAAGGUACUAAAGAAGUGCAAGGAAGCAAUUCCAGAGGAAAAAGGGAAGGUGAUAAUAGUAGAUGCUGUUAUAGAAAAUGAAAAAGAAAAAGAAGAAGAUGGGCUAAGUGAUGCGAGAUUGAGGCUGGACAUAGCCAUGAUGGCACAUACCAUUACAGGCAGAGAAAGGACAAUGAAGGAAUGGGAAUACAUUCUUGUGCAAGCAGGAUUUAACAGACACAUAGUGAGACCCAUUGAUGUUGUGCCAUCUGUUAUUGAGGCUUUCCCUUAAAUCGAAAAAAAUAUGGGUUGUAAAAUAAUUUUUGUUUUCAAAUAAGUCUUUGAUUGUAUGUCUUAGAUACAUUAUAUCAAAAUUAGCCAAAAUUUAUGGGUUAUUCAAUAUGGUCCAACAUGCCAAAAAGAUGUAAGUUUUAUAAGGAACAGGUAGCACUUAGAUAAUACCAUGAAUUUUACAGUGGGCUGCAUAGUAUUGCUCAAUAAAUUAUUUACAGUAAGGAUAAUAUUUAGUGGAGUUGUGACAACUCAAGUUAGUGGGAUCAAUAAUGCUGCGAUGCAUAUAUGUCAUAGUUACAAUAAUUGAGGUGUUUAUUGUUUUUUAAUGGAUGGCAAAAAGGACAAAAGCAAAAAGACAAACAGCAACAGAGAAACAACUAGGGGAAAAAGCUAGGAAUUGACAAUUGCUAACAUCAGGCUCUUGUUAUUUUACUUUCUAUAUCACUCACUUUUAUAUCUGAAAAGUGCUAGGUAACUCGAUAUAACAUUAAACUUCCAUAAGAAAUUUAACAAUAAGAAACAAAUAAAAAUAGAAUUCUUUAUCAAAUGUUUUGUUAUGCAAGCUAGGGUUCUCAUAUAAUUUUUUAUGUUCAGGUUCUGAUCCUCUAUUGCUUCUCCUUUGUGACCAAUAACUACUCUCAUAGGUCAGCAGUGGCUAAAUUGAAAUUAGUAUGAUCCGUGAAGCUUCAAAUUAUGGAUUAUUGGGCUUGAAAUAUUGGUCUCAUACAAAAACAAUCCAGAUUCCACAGUAUGUUAGUUUUUUCUUAGCAUACAAUUAAUUUUCUGUCCUUAAUCUAAGGGAUUAAACCCUAAUUCUUAAUUACCAGAGCCAUAAUAAAAUAUGCAUAAAGCAAAAAUACUUAAGACUUAUUGUGGCUCAUCCUCAAUGUGAGAGUGCAUAUAUAUACACUUUGUGAUGUAGAUCUCCUGUCUCUCAAACACUACAAACUGAACUUUCAUAUAGUAUCUCAUUCUUCUCUAAUUUUAACAACCAACGUCUAAUAUUUCAUUAUAUGGUGGGGAAAUUAAUGCACCAAAGUACAAUUAUAAAAAAACCUAAAACACCUUUAAACUAAUUAGGCACACAACCUAACACUUGAGAGGAUAGGAAUUAGUACUCACAAGAAAAUUGGGUCAAACGGUGAAAAUUCAGUCAUAUUGAAGUUGAUGGAUGGUCAUUCGUUGUAAUUAUAUUUGAGGCUUUUUAUUUGUUUUUUUAUACUCCAUUUUCCCUCUUUUCUUGCUCAAGAAAAAAAUAAAAUAAAAUAAUAAUAAAGAAGAAGAAGAAGAAGAAGAAGAAAAAUGAAAAGAAAACACAUAACAGCAAAGACACAACUAGGAGAGGAGCUAGGGAAUUGAUAUAAUAGACAUCAGUUUCUACAUCACCUUCACAUAUUCCUGGUCAUGAAUUUCAGAAAGAGCAGAAAACCAAAAUUUUAAGUAUUCCAGGUUUACUGUAAUUUCUAAUACGCGCACGAGUAAGGAUCGAGUUCUGCACAUUCUGUUAAGCUGUGAGUUUAUGGGAUAUUUUAAAGGGGAAUUUGGCCCAAUACCCUUGUUUUAAAGGCUUUAAUGAAAACUACCCAGCCGUUUCCAACCUUUUUUGUUUUACCCUUCUAUUUUCAAAUAUCCCCACAUUACCCUUUGCAAAUGUGAAAGGAAGAAUGAAGAUGUAAGGUUACGCCAUUUUUCCCCUAAACGGAGCAUGAAGAAGAAGAGGAAGAGAAAGUGAGAGAGAAUGGCGAAGCGUUUUAGGACAAUCGGAGUUCUUCAGGAGGAGGAGCGAGUGGAGGAAGCAUCCAAGGCUCAGCAAUCAGCUCUGCCAUGCCCUUCUCGGUCUUAGCCUCAGAGUCGACGAGCAGGUCUACAACAAACUCCUCCUUCCUCUUCUUCUUCUUCUUCUUCUUCUUCUCACCACUCUUCCCAUUCCUCUGCUUCUCACUGACUCACUGAGACAACUAAAACAAUAACCUCAUCAGGAUGAUGGAUUUGUUAUAUGUAUAUUUUCUCUUUCUGGAAGUAAUGCCCAAGAUGGACAUUUAGCUGCUGGUCGUAAUGGUGUAAAGCGCCUCAGAACUAUAAGUUCUCAUCUAUUUUACUCUUUGAUGUGGUCAAACAACCAAAUAUUUUAUCAUUCCUUUAUAGUAUGGAGACUAAAACUUUUCGUGGUAAUACAACAAAGGUUGCUAUCUAUAUUGUCAUGGAGCCUGUUGUUCCACUAUUAGAAAAGAUCAAGGAACUAAAUUUGGAAGGUACAUAAAGAAUGGUUUUCAGUGGUUUGGCUAGGAACAUAGAUUGAAGAAAAUGGAGAGGAAAGUGAAGAAAAUGAAAAGAUUUGUCGCUGCUACAACACAACUAUUACAAGAGCAAGAAGUGCUUAUGAAGCUUGAGCAAACUUUGAGGAGAAUGCAAGUCAAUGCUCAGUUAGAUCGUGUGAACUUGCUUGAGUUCCAGCAGAUGGUGAUGUGGCAACAUCAAGAAAUGAGAAAUUUAAAAGAUUUGUGUCCAUGGAAUAGAACUUUCAUGCGGAUGAGUUAUGUUGCACCUUUUAAAGGAUGCAUGGUGGGUGGAAUUGAUUCUUCCGUUGAAGAGAUAUGCAAGCCAACCAUUGGUGGUUCAAUGCAGUUGAGAAAUGUUAGUAUUGAAUUGGUUGUGAGUCAAGUCUUCCACAAGGCUAUUUAUUGUUCACAAAAGAGAAUUAAAGCCAUAAAUUUCCACUUCAUUCCAUGAAAGCUGUUUUGAGCA